GCAUGUGUUUUAAGCUUUUGAUGACAGGGGCUGAUUUUUUCUGAAAACAAAAUCUCUUUGGUAAAUAUUUUGCAGGUCUCAUCAGAUGUAUUAUAUGUUUGGCUUCCUUUUCCUGGUUUUUAUCAUCCUUGUCAUUACCUGUUCUGAGGCCACCAUCCUCCUCUGCUACUUUCAUUUGUGUGCUGAGGAUUAUCACUGGCAGUGGCGUUCCUUCCUGACCAGUGGAUUUACAGCCAUCUAUUUCUUGGUUUACGCUAUCCAUUACUUCUUCUCUAAACUGCAGAUCAGUGGACUAGCCAGCACCAUUCUUUACUUUGGUUAUACCAUGAUUAUGGCUCUCAUCUUCUUCCUCUUCACAGGAACAAUUGGAUUCUUUGCCUGUUUUUGGUUUGUCACCAAGAUCUACAGUGUGGUCAAAGUGGAUUGAAUUAAAGAUUGGAUUACUGAACACUUUCCAAGAGGGAGAUCCCAAAGGGAGACUAAAUCUGUUGUCACAGUGACUGCUUUCAGUUAAAACUUUAAAUCAACACUACAAAUUCCAUUUACCUUGUUGUGUAUUUGUGCGUUAGUAGUGCAUUUUCAACUAUUUGAAGAAAUUAACACAUCAUAGUUUAACUGAAUACAGCAAAACGCAUGUUGGCCAUUGCAACUUCUAAAUAACUGUGUUUUGAAAUCGUGGCGUGUAAAUAUUUCUUUUGCAUAAAUCACAAAGAAACUAGCUCAAGUUUCUCAUUAAAUCAAAGAUUCCCAAUCUUUUCCCUUUAUAUACUAAGAAAAUAGAGAUUUAAAAAAACGAAGACUUCACCCUUUUACUGAAUUAAAGCGGCUGUGUGAAUUUUAUUUUAAGCCUGUUAAUACUAUACAAGUUUUUCUUGGGUAACAAUUGUGUAUAACCAGCUGGGGAAGGGGUUGUAUGUUUAACUUUUUAUUUGGUCAUAUUAUUGUCUUUUUCCCUCCAUGUAUUUGUUUUCUCAGUGUUUAUGUCUCAAAACAUUGUCUGCCUCAUGAGACAAUUUUUGUCUUGUUUGUGAACAUAAGUGGCCUGUACACAGGGGGUAAUAGGGUGAAAUAAUUUAAUUUGUUUAAAUGCAUACAUAUGCAUUAAAAGAGUUAAGUAGCUUUAUAGGCCACCAUGUUUUUUGAGCGAAGAUAUCUCAGAUUUUGAACUGGGACAAAAAAUACAAAUACAAACAUAAGAAAUAAACCUAAUUCUCCAAA
Messenger RNA from Triplophysa rosa, 1218 nucleotides. RefSeq names its product transmembrane 9 superfamily member 2-like. Gene Ontology annotation, cellular component: membrane. Lineage: Eukaryota; Metazoa; Chordata; Actinopteri; Cypriniformes; Nemacheilidae. The coding region runs from base 86 to 427 and encodes 113 amino acids. The transcript has 3 exons. Gene Ontology annotation, biological process: protein localization to membrane. The record is from RefSeq and is a predicted model, not a curated record.